AUGAAAACAAUUCAGGAAAAAGGAAAUAAAAAGAUCAAAGGUAUUCAAAAGUACGAUGAUAAUCAAUUCAAGUCAACUCAAUUAUUUAAGGGUAUCAAAGAACAAGAGUCACCAAAAGAUUUAAUUUAUUUCGAUGUCGAUAAUUACAACAAACCAAAGAAAUUAAUCUUUUAUUAUGCUUCUUUCAAAUUUCUGGACAUAAUCAAAAUUGUGAAAGAGCAUUUUAUUGAUGCAACCCAUUCAUUACUUGAAUUUAAAAUGUUGUUUUACAUGAUAUCAGCCAAAUUUCCAAAUACACAUGCAUUCCCAAUUUUUCAAUUUGUCGUUUAUCCAAACACUUCAGAAAAUAUUGCAUUCUGUCUCAAGGCAUUUUUUAACUGGGCAAAAGUAAAACCAAAAUAUUUUAUGUCAGAUUGUGCACAAGAAAUCGAAAAUGCGAUUAUCAACUCUUUUCCAGAAGUUAUCCUUCAUUGGUGUGCAGUUCAUGUAAUGAGGGCGUUCAGAAAAAAUUUGAAAGAUUAUGCAUUUGAGAGUUCAGACAAAUUGAUAUUAGAUACAAAAAUGAACUAUCUUGCAUACGGCAGAAAUGGCAAGAAAGAAUGGAUUGAACCAACGUUCAAAAAAAUUCUGGAAAUAGCCGAAAAAUUCCCAGAAUUUUCAAAAUACAUACAAAAUCAAUGGAUAUCAAACCAAGAAAGAUGGACAGCCGCUGAAAGAGAUGAAAAUUUAGCUCUCACAAAUAACAUUUCAGAAUCGAUUAACAAAAAAAUUAAAUAUUACUACUUUGGCGGAACAAUUUUCAUGAGAUUUGAUCGAUUUGUGAUGAAAUUAAUCGAUUUUAUCGUUCCUUCAUUUUAUUACAGAAUUUCUCAAGAUAUAAGGCUCAGAGACAAAAUUCCAAAUCCGUUGCCAUCUGAAAAAAAGCCAAAAAAGUCUACAAUCAGACUGGAUACAGAAAAAUGUAUAAUGCUCACUGAUAAAAUUAAAUCGUUAAUAGUUAACUCAUCAGCAAACUUAAAUACGCUUCAAUUGGGUUUAGAUGACCUACUUGAUAAAGUUGUCAAGGCAGCAAAGGUUCAAAAACGAAUGACCCAGUAUUUUUCGAAAUUAAGUAUCCCAAUGGAAAUCAAGCUUAGUAUUCUCACGCAAAUUACAGAAUUUGGAUGCAAUACCCCUCAAUUCAUUGUUGAGAAUGCCAA
Molecule: messenger RNA, 1199 nt
Organism: Trichomonas vaginalis G3
Lineage: Eukaryota; Parabasalia; Trichomonadida; Trichomonadidae
Product: MULE transposase domain-containing protein
Exons: 1
Source: RefSeq, a predicted model, not a curated record